Molecule: messenger RNA, 471 nt
Organism: Miscanthus lutarioriparius
Lineage: Eukaryota; Viridiplantae; Streptophyta; Magnoliopsida; Poales; Poaceae
Source: the annotation of a GenBank genome assembly
AUGUGGUCAUGUGCCCGCAUCUCCUCCGCCGUCUUCACCACCGCUGCUUGCUCCUCACCGUCGCCGCGCGCUCCCCACCUCUCCCUCGCCUCAGCCACGGCGCGCGUGCGGUCAGGGACGCUCCGCCCUGAGGAGGCACACCACCUGUUCGACCAAUUGCUGCGUCAAGCCACCCCCAUCCCCGAGCGCUCGCUGAACGGGUUCCUCUCUGCGCUCGCGCGUGCGCCGUCCUCCGCCGCCUGCAGAGAUGGCCCUGCCCUGGCCGUCGCACUCUUCAACCGCGCGUCUCGUGCUGACGGGUCACGGCCCACUGGUGCUGUCCCCCACAUUCCACACCUAUGGCAUCCUCAUGGACUGCUGCACCUGGGCGCACCACCCGGAGCUAACGCUGGCCUUCUUCGACCAGCUCUUCAAGACAGGCCUGGGAAUCAAUACCAUCAUCAUCAGCAACCUUCUCAAGGGCCUUUGUGA